Culex pipiens pallens (northern house mosquito) is the source of this 10227-nucleotide messenger RNA. Its product is annotated as ankyrin-3. The coding region runs from base 1208 to 8647 and encodes 2479 amino acids. Gene Ontology annotation, molecular function: protein binding. The record is from RefSeq and is a predicted model, not a curated record. Gene Ontology annotation, biological process: signal transduction. Lineage: Eukaryota; Metazoa; Arthropoda; Insecta; Diptera; Culicidae. The transcript has 16 exons.
UCGUCAGUCUUCGGAAAGAGUUUGCCAGCGUCGGUCGCUUCUGUAGCGGUAGUGCGUACUCGCGCGUCGAUUCCAGUUUGAAGCCCACAAAGCCUGCUGCUGUGUUCCACCUUGAUCCCAGCAACUAAAGCAACAACAGCAGAGUCGGAGUAGAAAGUGUAUGUGUGUCUGGUGUGAGUGUGUGUGCGGGGGUGGUCAGUAGCAAACCCUGGAAGAGAGACCCCGGGGGAAGACCCCCUUUUUGUGAGCAGUUUUCAUUGAAUAAUAGUGUUAUUUUGCAGUUAUUUUCGGCGGUGCGUAACACGCAAUAACGAGGAAGAACGCGAAAGCUUGAGGCGUACGGAGCAUCGUUGAGUCCGGCCGGGUUUGGGUCGAGAAGAGCUGCAGCAGACGUCAACUACGGAGAUCCAGAGUAGACGGACGGACCAGGGAGCAGAAAUUGUGCAAGAAAAAAAGAUUAAACCUAGGAGAUCAUACGCGUCGCGCCUCAACCUAGCGCGAGUGUAAUUUGAAAAAUUCUUUCCUAAUACUAAAUUGCCAGCCUCUAGCGGCGGCACCGGGGAAAGAAGAGAAUAGUUAUUAAAAGUAUUUUAUGUAGAAAGAGAAGAGUAGAAGUAGAAAAAAAUUGUGUGUUGAGUGAAAAUUUAGCUCUGGCAGAAAAGCAAGCGGCGAAGGAAAAGGAAAAAUUUAGUGCUAAGAAGAGGUCCGAGCAGGCCAAGAAGCGGGGCGGCUACGGAAGCGGAACGGAAGUGGCCACAACAAGCACAUCAGAGCAGGCCAGUGUGGGAGUGAGUGUGUGUGUAUGUGUGGGGAGUAAACAACGGCAUCUAAACAGCAACCCAGAGCGCAAGAAGAAGAGGGUGAAGCACUCGGCAAGCAAGAAAUCCAAAAGUUCGAUUUUCGGUUCUCCAAAAACGGGUACUUCCUGUCUGAGUGUUUCGUUUUUUGCAGGGGGGCAAGAAUUUUGAAAGCUUGCUCCGGCUGUUCAGAGUGUGUUCGGGUUGGGUGUGAGCAAGAGAGUGAAUCACAUAAGAAUGAUUGUUUGAGAAAAAUCAAUAUUCGCCAGCGCCAGCAAGAGCUAGAAGGUCAAGCUGUGGAGUGUGAAAGUGACACACCUUAAACCAAGGAUCACCAGAACCAAUUACGUCAACUAGUUCCAAGUUGGUGAAGGCUAGCUAAAGCCCAGACACAAGAGAAGAGAUCGAAGAUGGCCCUGGAAGAAACCCAGAACGGGUCGGUGGUGACGGCGGCGGCCGCUGACAAGGAAAAGCAACCACAGACGGCCACCAUUCAGCCGUCCUCGUCGAGCGAGAAGCUGAACGCAGCAGGCCUGGUCGCCAACGGCGGGACGGACAAGUCCGGGCGCAACAAUAACAAACAGAACGACACAAACACAGCCUUUCUGAGGGCAGCUCGGGCAGGAGAUUUGCCAAAACUAAUAGAGUAUCUCGAGACAGAACAAGUCACAGACAUCAACACGUGUAAUGCGAACGGGCUGAACGCGCUGCACCUCGCCGCCAAGGACGGCCACUACGAGAUCGUGCAGGAGCUGCUGAAGCGGGGCGCGAACGUGGACAACGCCACCAAGAAGGGCAACACGGCGCUGCACAUCGCGUCGCUCGCCGGCCAAAAGGACAUCAUCCAUCUGCUGCUGCAGUACGCGGCCAGCGUCAACGUGCAGUCCCAGAACGGGUUCACGCCGCUGUACAUGGCCGCCCAGGAGAACCACGACGAGUGCGUGAACCUGCUGCUGGCGAAAGGAGCGAAUCCGGCCCUGGCUACGGAGGACGGAUUCACACCUCUGGCCGUAGCAAUGCAGCAAGGUCACGACAAAGUCGUGGCGGUUUUGUUGGAGAGUGACACCCGCGGCAAGGUGCGGUUACCGGCGCUGCACAUCGCGGCCAAGAAGGACGACGUCAAAGCGGCAACCCUGUUGCUUGAGAACGAGCACAAUCCGGACGUGUCGUCCAAGAGUGGCUUCACGCCGCUGCACAUAGCCGCCCACUAUGGGAAUGUCAAUGUCGCCCAGCUGCUGAUCGAGAAGGGUGCGGACGUCAACUUUACCGCCAAGCACAACAUCACACCCCUUCACGUGGCCUGCAAGUGGGGCAAGCUGAAUAUGGUGUCGCUGUUGAUCAAGAACCGGGCCCGCAUCGACAGCGUCACGAGGGACGGGCUGACGCCGUUGCACUGUGCGGCACGAUCCGGCCACGAUCAGGUCAUCGAGUUGUUGCUCGAGCACCAGGCGGACAUCAUCGCCAAAACCAAGAACGGUCUCGCGCCGCUCCACAUGGCCGCCCAGGGUGAACACGUCAGCGCCGCCCGAAUCCUCCUGGUCAACAAAUCCCCCGUCGAUGACAUCACCAUCGAUUACCUAACGGCGCUGCACGUCGCGGCCCACUGUGGCCACGUAAAGGUCGCCAAACUUCUCCUAGAUCGUAACGCCGAUCCAAACGCGCGAGCCCUCAACGGGUUCACCCCCCUGCACAUAGCCUGCAAGAAGAAUCGAAUCAAAGUUGUCGAGCUGCUACUCAAACACGGUGCUACCAUCAGUGCUACCACGGAAAGUGGACUUACCCCCCUCCACGUGGCCAGUUUCAUGGGCUGCAUGAACAUUGUGAUCUAUCUGCUGCAACACGACGCUAGUCCCGACAUCCCGACCGUGCGGGGAGAAACGCCGCUGCAUUUGGCCGCCCGGGCCAAGCAGAGCGACAUCAUCCGGAUCCUGCUGCGAAAUGGUGCGUACGUGAAUGCGCAGGCCCGCGAGGAUCAAACGCCGCUGCACGUUGCUUCGAGAAUCGGCAACGUCGACAUCGUGAUGCUCCUGCUGCAGCACGGUGCCAAGAUCGACUCCGUCACCAAGGACAACUACACGCCGCUGCACAUCGCCGCCAAGGAGGGCCAGGACGACGUCCUAGCCAUCCUGCUGGACAACAAGGCCAACAUGGAAGCGGUCACCAAGAAGGGCUUCACUCCUCUCCACCUGGCGGCCAAGUACGGCAACCUAAAGUGCGCCCAACUCCUGCUCGAACGGGGCGCCCAGGUCGACGUCCAGGGCAAGAACGGCGUCACGCCGUUGCACGUUGCUAGUCACUACGAUCACCAGAAGGUGGCACUGCUGCUGCUCGAAAAGGGCGCCUCGCCGUACUCACCGGCCAAAAAUGGCCACACGCCGCUGCACAUCGCGUCGAAGAAGAACCAGCUCGACAUUGCCAACACGUUGCUCGAGUACAAGGCGGACGCGAACGCCGAAAGCAAGACCGGCUUCACCGCGCUGCAUCUGAGCGCCCAGGAAGGCCACCGGGACAUGUCCCAGAUGCUGCUGGAGAGCGGUGCCGAUCCGAACCACGCCGCAAAGAAUGGACUGACCCCACUUCAUCUGUGCGCACAAGAAGACAACGCGGAAAUCGCCAAGACCCUGCUCGACCACAACGCACAAAUCGAUCCCUCGACCAAGACCGGCUUCACCCCACUCCACGUGGCCGCUCACUUUGGCCAGAUCACCAUGGUCAAGUUCCUGCUGGAAAACGACGCCAACAUCGAAAUGAAGACCAACAUCGGUCACACCCCGCUGCACCAGGCCGCCCAGCAGGGCCACACGCUGGUCAUCAAUCUGCUGCUCAAGAACAAAGCCAAUCCGGAAGCGGUCACCAACGGCGGUCAAACGGCCCUCUCGAUCGCCGACAAGCUCGGCUACAUCACCGUGGUGGAAACCCUCAAGGUCGUCACCGAAACCAGUAUCACCCAGACGGUGGACGAGAAGUUCAAGAUUGUCGCGCCGGAAACGAUCCACGAGACGUUCAUGUCGGACUCGGAAGACGAAGGCGGAACAGACGACGGCAAUCUGCUGACCGACACGAACGUUCUGAGCGCCCAAACUCAGCAGUCGUGCAGCAGUAGUGGUGUUAUCAAGUACUAUCAGUCGCAGAUGCGUUACACACGCGAAGAUCCGAUCAUGUCCGAUCAGCAGCAGUACAACUACAUGACCAGCGACGAGAACAAGCAGUUUGACGACACCAACAUCACCAACAUGAGCAUCGACCCGAUGAAGGACGAAAAGUACCUCGAGAAGAUCAUCUCGAGCGCGGAAAAGUAUCACACGAUGGGAAGUGCCCCGCGGGAAUCGACCCCAAACCCGCUGGACAUUACCGUGACCGACAACGUGCACAUCACGCGGAAGCCGAUUCACGUCGGUCAAUCCCCUCAAUCACCGCACCGAACACCAUUCCGUAGUAGCAACCUGUCCCUGUCGUCCCUCGGCGGUGGCCUGGCACAGUACGUCGAAAAGAAAAACUUUGUGCCACUGUGUAGGGAAAGAUUCCUGGUUUCGUUCCUGGUGGACGCCCGGGGUGGUGCCAUGCGCGGUUGCCGUCACAGCGGAGUGCGCGUGAUCGUGCCACCACGAUCGGCCGCCCAACCGACGCGCAUCACGUGCCGCUACGUGAAACCGAACCGGAUCACCAACGCGCCACCGCUGAUGGAGGGUGAGGCGCUCAUUAGCCGGAUUCUGGAGUUGGCCCCGGUCGGGGCUAAGUUUUUGGGACCGGUUAUUCUGGAGGUUCCUCACUUUGCUUCGCUGCGCGAAAAGGAGCGCGAGAUCAUCAUCCUGCGGUCGGACAACGGAGAGACCUGGCGGGAGCACACACUGUACGACAGCGAAGAAGCGAUCCACGACGUGCUGAACGAAACGUUCAAGGGAGACACGCUGAACUUUUUGGAAGAUUUGCACACGAACCGCAUUACGCGCAUCUUGACGAACGAUUUCCCGCACUACUUUGCGAUUGUGUCCCGCAUUAGGCAGGAAGUGCACGCCAUCGGGCCGGAAGGAGGUACCGUGUCGGCCACGGCCGUCCCACUGGUGCAGGCCAUCUUCCCCCAGAACGCACUCACGAAGAAGAUUCGCGUUGGACUGCAGGCUCAACCGAUCGACAUGAACAUGACGGCCUCUCUGCUGGGUCGAAGUGUGGCCGUUUCUCCGGUGGUCACCGUCGAGCCACGUCGCCGCAAGUUCCACAAGGCAAUCACCCUGAGCAUGCCGGCUCCGAAGGCGUACAACUCGGGCAUGAUCAACCAGUACUCGGGCAACGCUCCGACGCUGCGACUGCUCUGCUCGAUCACCGGAGGGCAGAACAAGGCCGUCUGGGAGGACGUCACCGGAUCGACUCCGUUGACCUUUGUCAACGAUUGCGUUUCAUUCACAACGACCGUGUCGGCCCGCUUCUGGCUGAUGGACUGCCGCAACAUCAACGAAGCCACCAAAAUGGCCACCGAACUGUACUCGUACAUGUCGCACGUCCCGUUCAUGGUCAAGUUUGUCGUGUUUGCCAAGCGGGUCGACCAAACCGAAGCCAAGCUGAGCGUGUUCUGUAUGACCGACGACAAGGAGGACAAAACCCUCGAACAGCAGGAACACUUUACCGAAAUCGCCAAAUCCCGCGACAUUGAAGUGUGCGAAGGUCGCGUCAUCUACCUAGAAUUCGCCGGCAACAUCAUCCCCGUCCUCAAGAGCGGCGAACAACUCUCAAUCUCGUUCAACGCGUUCAAGGAGAACCGCCUCACCUUCCCCGUCAAGAUCAAGAACAACCUGGAUGACCUGCUCGGUCGCAUCUCGUUCAUGAACGAACCCAAGGUCGCCAAGGGUGAACCAUCCUCGACCCCGCUCUGCACCCUCAACUUCACACUGCCCCCAGAAAAGUACGGCCUCGGCGGUGACGAAAUGGAAACCGCCUCCGAGUUCGACCAGAGCUCCACCGAGGUGCUCAACUACGACCAGCAGGCCAUCGUGAACGCCGCCAACCGCAGCAAAACCCUCAACUUUACCUUCCAAAACGGCGACACCCCGAACGAAAUCCACAAAGCCGACAUCAAAAUCACCGACAUCUGCAACCUGCUCGGCCCCGACUGGGUCCUACUCGCCGAAGAGCUCCAAAUCUCCCCCAGCGACGUGGACCUCAUCAAGCACGAGUACCCGAACGACGAGGCGCAGCAGUCGAUCGUGAUGCUGCGGCUGUGGCUGCGGCAGGCCGGCAAGGACGCCACUGGGAACGUGCUCGAGCAGGCGCUCAUCAAGAUUGACCGGCCGGACAUUGUGAGCAAGUCCAUCACCAACCUGGAGCUGGUGACGGACGAGCGCGAGAAGAAGCUGGCCAAGCAGCAGCUCGGCUCGACGAACGGCAUCGACGAGGUCGACCCGGUCAAGAUCAACGGGGUGGAGUGCAAUGCGAAGGAGUCGUUUGAAGACUCAACCCACGAACCAGCGGAGGAAAAGCAAGAGCACGAACGGGACGAAAAGACGGUGACCUCCACCACCGUGGUCACCCAACAGGACCCGGCAUCCGCCUCGCCCCCAAGUCCCCAGUCCUCGUCCUCGCCGGACAACACCGAAGCGAUCCAGCAGAUCCGACGGGAAAGUGCAAUCCUAGGCAUUGGCGGCCAGUCCUCCUCGGCCCGAAAGGACGACGCAACCGGAGACGGUGGAACGCCCCCACCCAGUCCGGCGGAAUUCGCCGUCCAGGUUAGUGCGGCGGCGGAACCGGAAGUGGAGAUCCAGCAACAGGAACCCAUCGUUGAGGACGUGUCGCAGAUCAUCCAGGCCGCGAUCGCCGAGCACGACACGACCGGAGAUGACGAUGAGUUCGAGGAGGCGAUUCAGGAGCCGGUUGUCCACCGGAUUACGGUACAAAAGCCGUCCUUUGAGGCGGUCGGAAGCGACGAGGAAGAGUAUGGCGGCGAAGAGGAGGAGGAGGAAGGGGAUGGGGAUGAUGAUUCGGAGGACUUUGAACAGCUGGACCUGGAGACGGACAAGAGCGGCAAGGUGAAGACGAUCAAGAAGCACUCCAAGGUGAACAUCAAGAUCAACAAGCAGCUCGCGCAGAGGCCCACCGUCGAAGAUAUUGAGUGGGAGGUGACACCGACGGCGUCGGCGACGGCCGCCGAUCAGGAGGUUGAAGUCGUGACGAAGGAGAUCUCGUCGGUGAAUUUGGAGGACGUCUCGAACGAUCGGAGGUACAGCUUGGACAAGAUGGAACCGACCUCACCGGCGUCACUUCGGGUAGAUCGAAUGUUUGAAAAGUCCUUCUCGACGCCGGGCGAAGAUCAGCAGAAGGCCGAACAGAUCGUGAUGAUCUCGUCGGACAACAACAUCUCCGAAGUGGCGGCCGACUACUCGGGCGAUAUCGAUGAGUUCAUCUUCGUGCAAACCUCGCCGGAGAAUUACGCCAAGAUGGAGAAGGAACAGAACUUGACGGACGAGGACGACAACAGCAAUCUGGUGAUCAUAACCGAGGAACACUACGACUACGAGCUGGAAACGGACGACGACGAUCGGCGAUCGAGUGUGAUCGAUCAGUCCUCGCCGCAGGACGACGACGACGAUUCCCCGCAAAAGUUCAUCAUUGGUGGAACGAGCAGCUCGGAAGACGAGGAACGACUCAUCGGAAGUGACGAACAGCACCGGCGCCGAGAUCUGGCCCUGAACCCAACCGUUCCGGAGUGCACAACGCCGUCGAUCCUGAUCACGCAACCCGGCGCCACCGAAGGUACCGCAAGCUGUUCGAGCGGAUCGGACGUCGCACUGCACGAAACUGGUGGCGAACUCAGUGAUGACGAUGAAACAGGUAAAGUCACCUCUGGCCAACCAGUAGAAGCUACGAACCAAAUGCAGUGCACCUCCGACGACCAGCAACAAAAAGAGUUGGAGUCGACCUCAAAGAAUCCCGUUGAAGAAUCCGUUCCGACUCCGACUGCUUCCGAGGCAGACUUUAUCAUGUUGGAGAACAAUUUCAUGACCCAGGUCGUCGCCCAAGAAGAAGAAGAAAAUAAACAAGAACCGGAGGAAGCGAUCAAAUCGCUAGAACUGAACGGCGACGCAAGCUCGCCGCGCAAACUGCCGGUCGAGUGUGAAGAUCUGUUGGAUCUGCUGGAGGACGAACAGGAGCCGGACAACCUGAACGAACAAGAGGACGAAGAUUCGACCUCGGUGCGCAUGACGGAGGACGAAGAAAGCACCACCACCAGUCUGCCGGUGGCCUCCACAAUUUCAACCGCGACAAAAACUGGUGGCGGAUCAGUCGUCGAACAAACGGUGGUGGUCAAUCAGAGCGAUAAGAACUACCUGGCGCAAAACACCGACCACGGGGUUGUGAUGGAACCAAGUGAGCCGCCCAAAUCCGAUGCCGAUGGAGCGGAGGCCAGCAGCCGGACGGAAACGAACACGUUCGUGAACGAGUCGGAUGAUGGCUCCGUUCGCACCACCGUCAUCACCACCACCACCACGAUCAACGCAUCGGGCGAGGAAAUCCCCCCGGAACUCCAACAGCAACUGCUCGAGCAGCUGCAGAACGCCGCCAACCAGAGUUCCAACGCCACCUGCAUCACAACGGUAACAACCGAGGACGGCGCCCCGGACGAAACGACCACAACCCGAACCACCACCACCACCAAGACGAUAACGCUAACCUCCAUGGACGCGGACUUCCCCGAGGACGAGCUGCUGUCGAAGAUCACCACGACGACGCAGCAGAUGCCGGGCAGCGAUCAAACGCGAACGACGGUCACCGUGACGGAGGUCGUCGACGGGAAGCCGGACGCGAAGCCGUCGAUCAACUCGAUCGUGGACGAGUUCAUGAACGAGGAGAGGAAGAAUUAAGCGCGGAUUGGGGGGCUUGUUGUGAAUUUUGAUUAAUUGUGGCCAAAAAAAGGGGAGAUCAUGAUCGGUAAGUCGUAGAUCGAUUGAAACUUUGUUUUAACUUCCCGGAUAAGUUAUGUCACAAAGUUUGGUUUCUACUGUGAGAAAGUGAAAGUUUUAUUGUGUAUUUAUAUCGUGUUUUUUUAGAGGUAAAUCAAACUAUCUUUUCUCCGUCACAGCAUUACACACACAAGAGGUAGGGCAGCUUAGGUUUAAUCGUGGUGCGAAAGAAGGCCCAACAAAAUCCCAAAUCAAAUUAUAGCAGAAAGUUUUACCAACACCAAUAAAAAUGGCAGAAAAAAAACGUCCUUUAAACUUCAUUUUGAUCGUGCCUAUUUUUAAGCGUUCAAAAGCGUGCUUGUUUCGAUUCAAACCGAAAGGACUGCGAAGCUCGUGCAGAACUCCGACGCUUUUCACUGCAAGUGAGGGCUAGUCGGAGUUGUAAAAUAAAGAAAAGAAUCCAGAGAGAAAAUAUAUAAAAUGAACGUGGAACCAAGAUUAUUUAUUUUUGCUAACAUUUAUCAAUGUUGUCUUUGGAAAAGAGCCAAUAAAGAAGGCGAAUUUGAUAUUAAUUGUGGAAAAUCGAUUAAAACGUAACUUAUUUGGAAAUAAUAAAAAGUAAACAAUAAAUUAACAGCUUUACCUGAAUGUUGACUUCAUUUAGAAACAGGGAAAUAAAUCCCAAAAUUUUCAGAGACAACAUCGAGAUUACGUGGAAUGUUACGGAUUAGAUUAAACUGGGUGCUGACAGAAGGGUGAAAAAGAAGGAAAAGUUGAGCAGUUGGCAAUUCAACUAAUAAAUGUUCAUAUUUAUCUGCUAAAGUCAAAAUUACAAAAAAUCGCAAAAACAAAAACAAACACUCUACAAAUCACACGUGAAAUGAAAGUACAUGUAAGCAACAAUAUAUCAAAUCAACGCAUUGAAAAAAACAAAACAAGUUUAGAUUAUUACAAUAAUAUUGAGCAUCUCUAGAAAGAAGCACGUAGUUUUAGCAUUUUCUCUCAUCUCUGAAGGGGUGCUCCGAAAAGCUCCAGGAUUUGAGGAGCCUCACCACACACACACAAACAAACACACAACGUAGAUGUCACUACUAUAAAAACAGUAUUUUAAGCAGUGUUUUUUUUCAUUUGUUUUUUAGUUCUUAAUUUAUCCUAUUUUUUUAGUGUGACUAUUUAUUAAUUUAACCUUCUUCCAUGGUAGCUUCCCCCCUUUAAAUAUAAGCUUCAUCGUCCUUUUUGUUGUAAUUUUACUUCUGUUUUAUUUUUAAUUUAAUCCACCUUUCAAGAAGAAAAUGAAAAUACACGCAAACACACCGAUACACACACCCGUCCUCUAUCGCAGUAGGCAACUCAACUAAACUAAAACGAAAACUGCGCUACCAGUUAUGAAUAAGCAACUUAUUUUCAAUUUGCGACAGCAGCAACAAAACAAAAACGUAGUGACCCGUGACCCGAAAACUGUAGUGAAAGAAUGAGAGAAAAUCAACAAAUCUACUCUGCCGCCUACUACACGUGAAGAGCAAAAGCAAAUAUUAAACAAA